This is a messenger RNA of Hyaena hyaena (striped hyena), 3412 nucleotides long. It is a transcript of the gene ATG16L1, whose product is annotated as autophagy related 16 like 1. Lineage: Eukaryota; Metazoa; Chordata; Mammalia; Carnivora; Hyaenidae. Bases 153 to 2024 code for a protein of 623 amino acids. The record is from RefSeq and is a predicted model, not a curated record. Gene Ontology annotation, biological process: autophagosome assembly; negative stranded viral RNA replication. The transcript has 19 exons. Gene Ontology annotation, cellular component: autophagosome membrane. Gene Ontology annotation, molecular function: protein binding.
CAGUCCGGGACGGCACUGGGGGGCGGCCUGUGCGUGGAAGCGAGCUCCGGACCGCCGGCCUUCCCGCGCCCGCCAGGCGCCGCAUGCUGCGGGCCGCGGCCGCCAGCCCCCGCUCGGGUUCGCGGUGCUGAGGCGCCGGGGCAGCGCGCGAAAUGUCGUCGGCCCUCCGCGCCGCCGACUUCCCCCGCUGGAAGCGCCACAUUUCGGAGGAGCUGAGGCGGCGGGACCGGCUGCAGAGGCAGGCGUUCGAAGAGAUCAUCCUGCAGUAUAACAAGUUGCUAGAAAAGUCUGAUCUUCAUUCGGUGCUGGCCCAUAAGCUACAAGCUGAAAAGCAUGACAUCCCCAACAGGCAUGAGAUCAGUCCCGGCCACGAUGGCUCAUGGAAUGAUAGUCAGCUACAAGAAAUGGCCCAGCUGAGGAUUAAACACCAAGAAGAACUGACUGAAUUACACAAGAAACGUGGGGAGCUAGCUCAGUUGGUGAUUGACCUGAAUAACCAAAUGCAGCAGAAGGACAGGGAGAUGCAGAUGAAUGAAGCAAAAAUUGCAGAAUGCUUGCAGACCAUCUCUGACCUGGAGACGGAGUGCCAAGAACUGCGCAGCAAGCUUCAGGACCUCGAAAGAGCGAACCAGACCCUGAAGGAUGAGUACGAUGCCCUGCAGAUCACGUUUACUGCCUUGGAGGAGAAACUGAGGAAAACUACUGAAGAGAACCAGGAGUUGGUCACCAGAUGGAUGGCUGAGAAAGCCCAGGAAGCCAAUCGCCUCAAUGCAGAGAAUGAGAAGGAUUCAAGGCGGCGGCAAGCCCGGCUGCAGAAGGAGCUCGCAGAGGCCGCCAAGGAACCUCUACCCGUUGAACAGGAUGAUGACAUUGAAGUCAUUGUGGAUGAAACCUCUGAUCAUGCCGAGGAGACCUCUCCUGUGCGAGCCAUCAGCAGAGGGGCCACUAAGCGACUCUCGCAGCCUGCUGGAGGCCUUCUGGAUUCUAUCACUAAUAUCUUUGGUCUGUCCGAGUCUCCCCUUUUGGGACAUCACCCUUCUGACGCUGCCAGGAGGCGCUCUGUCUCUUCCUUUCCAGUUCCCCAGGAUAACGUGGAUACUCAUCCUGGUUCUAGUAAAGAAGUGAGAGUGCCAACGACCGCCAUAUGUGUCUUUGAUGCUCAUGACGGGGAGGUCAACGCCGUGCAGUUCAGCCCGGGCUCCCGGCUGCUGGCCACCGGAGGCAUGGAUCGGAGAGUUAAGCUUUGGGAAGUGUUUGGAGAUAAAUGUGAGUUCAAGGGCUCCCUGUCUGGCAGUAAUGCAGGAAUUACAAGCAUUGAAUUUGACAGUGCUGGUUCUUACCUCUUAGCAGCUUCAAAUGAUUUUGCAAGUCGAAUCUGGACCGUGGAUGAUUAUCGGUUACGGCACACGCUCACAGGACACAGCGGCAAAGUGCUGUCUGCCAAGUUCCUGCUGGACAAUGCGCGCAUUGUUUCUGGAAGUCACGACCGGACCCUCAAGCUCUGGGAUCUCCGCAGCAAAGUCUGCAUAAAGACCGUGUUUGCAGGCUCCAGCUGCAAUGACAUCGUCUGCACAGAGCAGUGUGUGAUGAGCGGGCACUUCGACAAGAAAAUUCGUUUCUGGGACAUCCGAUCAGAGAGCAUUGUCCGAGAGAUGGAGCUGCUGGGCAAGAUCACUGCCCUGGACUUGAACCCGGAAAGGACCGAACUCCUCAGCUGCUCUCGGGAUGACCUGCUAAAAAUUAUCGAUCUGCGAAUAAACGCUGUCAGACAGACGUUUAGCGCCCCUGGAUUCAAGUGCGGCUCUGAUUGGACCAGAGUUGUGUUCAGCCCUGAUGGCGGUUACGUGGCAGCAGGCUCAGCUGAGGGCUCCCUCUACAUCUGGAACGUGCUCUCGGGAAAAGUGGAGAAGGUCCUUUCAAAGCAUCAUGGCUCGUCCAUCAACGCCGUGGCUUGGUCCCCCUCCGGCUCCCACGUUGUCAGUGUGGACAAAGGAAGCAAAGCCGUGCUGUGGUCAGAAUAUUGACGGUGCCUCCUCGAGGGAGCAGAGCCAAAGCCGGAGACGCGCGCAGGCUCUGUCCUAGCAGGUGGUGUGUUGGGUGUAGCUCUGAUCUCCAGAGAAGAGCCCGGGCCAUGUGGUCCAGGGGCCUCCUUUGAACAGGAUUUCCAAGGAUUUGGGCUGAGGUCUCUACGGCCUGAAAGGAUAACACUGCAAAAACCUGACCCUGCAGCCACUUGGCAGCGGUGCAGGUGCUUGCCUUGAUUCGAUGGGAAACACUACUGGCUCUGAUCUUCUAUACCUCAGUGGGGGGAGCGCGGGCACCUACCGGCUUCCUCGCCGGCCGGUAGUGCCGGGAACACCCCACACGUCUGGGGUGGGUUUUCCCUCCUGGCUUUCUUUGGACCUUCCACGGAUGGUUCUGGCGGAUGGUUCUGGCGGAAUGCAUGUCCUGUCACCCUGGGGUCGUUUUUCCGGUGAACUGCUUUAAUCACUGGAUUAACAGAAACCUAAACAGGAUUACCCUUGCCCUUUGGCUGCAGGGGCCACCCUGAUUUCCCAGGACACGGGACUGUGGUCCCUCCCUGCUGGUCUGUGUCAUGAUUACAAGGCUCUUACUCUGAUCUCAUCUGAUUACUGUUGGAAUUUCCUUAGAUCUCCUGAAUAGUUCUUAGAAAGCAGCUGUUCUUCAAAGCUUCGGUGUCUUUUCUUUCUCCCCAGCAGUGCUAUAUGCUAAUUUCUCAUCGAGAAAUAAAUCCCAACUUGGUUAAAAAAUCUGUUCUGAGGCAGGAGAGGAAGUGUGCUGCAGUCCUGUGUCCAUCUGUAGACUCCCAGAAAGCGGGCGCCGCCACCUCCUUCCAGGGACGCCUCAUUUAUACUCGCAGGUGACGAGGGACUGGAGGCCUCGAAUGUAUUCGCCUGGAGCUGGUGGUCCCAGGCCACUGCCCUUCUGCCAAGUCUACGUGCAAUAGCCCCUCGGUGCUUUAGUGCGAGAAGCCCAUUCUGGGAAGCAUGGGAUUGUCAUCUUAGGUUUCGGGAGUUAGGUUCAAGGCCGGAGGACACCUGGCCUGUGUCUUGCUUUUUUUUUUUUUUUUUGUACACAUUUAUCUUUAUCAUUUUAGUUCCUGGGUGACUGAAACACCAAUACUUUUAUCACUUCUUAAUUUGCACUUUAUUGUUUUUCCUUCUGCUCUUGUUCUCUGGACAGCUGUGGGGGUGAGAGCCGGAGCUGGGUGAGGAGGGGGCCGCCGUCCUCCCUCAUUCCCGGCCCUCCUAGCCCCCUUUCAGCUUGCUGCUCCAGGAGCUCAAGGGAAGGUGGAACGCACAGGCCAGGGCGCAGCUGUUAUUUAUUUAAUUAUGUUGCCCAACAGAACUUGAUUGUAAAUAAAAAAGAAAUCUGUUCUAUACUUUUCAAA